Molecule: messenger RNA, 2037 nt
Organism: Aspergillus sclerotioniger CBS 115572
Lineage: Eukaryota; Fungi; Ascomycota; Eurotiomycetes; Eurotiales; Aspergillaceae
Product: proline-rich nuclear receptor coactivator motif-containing protein
Exons: 1
Coding region: 148-1548 (466 amino acids)
Source: RefSeq, a predicted model, not a curated record
GGCUGCUGGGCAGUGCUUUGUACUACGGCCGACCUGUCGACAUCUUUCACAUCACUCCUAUUCUUAUUGUUUUUUUUUUGGCAUCGUCGCCAAUCAUUUUCUGUUUCACUUCAAAGGCUGCCUAUUUAUUAAGCCUACCUAUCCUCAAUGUCGACUCCAUCUCCCACCCCUCCAACGCCAAAGGGCCCCCGGAAUAAUCGGCGCAACCCAAAGAAGAACAUGACCCCCGCUGCCCAGAAAGUCGCUAUAUUAGCAACCCCUCCAUCGUCGCCGCCGAGGAACUUGAGUCCUGGAGGAACCGCCACCGAUUCCUCAAUCAAUGUCAAUGCAUCCAAGAAGAAGCAUGGCCGGUCCGGCAAAAAGACGCGCGAGGCGCCGAAAGCAUCCCCGGCAUCCAAGGGGCAUCGCCACACCUCAUCUCAACCUAAUAACAUCAUUGCCACCCCUCAAGUGAAGGACAGCCCUCAUUACGCAGGCCCGACCUUUCACGCGUCCCCAGCUCCGUCGGCACUACCAAUCCCCAGUUUCUUCUCCAAAUCUCUCCCAGAGUCGGAUCUCGCGCCAGCUUUGGAAUCCGAUGGUGACAAUCUCGAUAUUGGGCCGGAUCUCGAUAAUACUCCCUCUAAACCGAAGCCACGCCCCCAAGUCCAGGAGGAGGAGCGUCAAUCCACCCCAUUAGAUUUUCUCUUCAAAGCUGCAGUUGAGGCCAGAAACUCACAGCAGCAACAAAGCCCCGAAGCAAGCAUUCGAAUCCGGUCGCCGCAGACCGAUUCCAAGACCCUUCAGCACCGUAAACCCAAUGGCACUGCUAGUGGGCUAUUCCGGCUGGAGAUGGAAAGCCCGGAGUUCCAAAACUCGCAGAUAGGGCCGUCAUUUGCGACUUCUUAUAAGGACCGUAUGAACGCGCUACGAUCGGCCAGUUCAUCUUCCUCUUCUGUGUGCGAGCUAGAUGAGCAGCAGAAAAGAGAGAAAACCGAAGCUUUGAAAUCUUUGCUGCUCAACCCUCGUCCCCAAAGGCCAUCUUCUGCAUCUUUGGUGGUUCCAGGCCAAGGCGAUGGGGCGAUGGGGCGACCGACUCCGGAUCCCAAUGUACCUCACUUUGCAACCCCUGUGAGGACGACCUCGGGUCCGCCGGCCCCUCUUUCGCAUGGCAUGUCGUAUGAUCAGAAACAGACAUUUGUUGGGAACGGCCGACAUUUUUCAUCAUCGUAUACACACUCGAAUGCACACCAGCAAUUCUAUUCUCAGAAUUCUCCCUUGAGGAAAGAAGUUUUUACAUCGAAAGCUGAAAACUUCCCUGCCGUUUACGGGGAAACCUUCUAUCCUCCAACUGCUUAUGAGCAGCCUAAGUCUCCACCUAAGUAUGCGCAAUACCCUAUGUAUUAUCCUCCCCCGCACCAUCAAUCUCCCGUUUCAAGGAGCGUGUCGAUGAGCACCAACGCGCCGGCCUAUGACACGAAAAAGAUGGAAGAUGAUCUACGGAGGAUUUUGAAACUCGACGUGAGCCCCGCAAUGCCAUCAAGCGGCAUGCAAAGCUCUUUCGCUUAAGGCAUUUCUUAUUCACGCUCCAAAGCUCUUUUUUAUUCUAUUCUCACUCCACACGUUCGUUUUAUUAUAUCAAUAUAUUACAGGGGUACAGUCUGGACGAACAAUGCUUGAGCGCACAUCGGACCCUGCGAAUCAAUGCUUCGCAUGGCUCUCAUCUUUAUUGGACUGUUCCAAUUCUCACAUCAAUUCCUAAUCAUUUGCCCUCUAUGCCCUAUGUUAUGUUUGCUGGUGACGAACUGUUUCUUGGUCUUAUCCUGGUGUUCUCCGUGGUUCCGUGUUGGUGGCGGCUGUCCUGAUGAUUGAAGGAGAUUAUCUAUCCCCUUAAGUUGUCUUUGUACCCCUAUUUGCAUUGAACCCGGAGUCCGGUUACCUUUCGUGUACCCAUUUCGGGACUGUUGGUUUGGCGAAGUUCCUUGAUAACUACGAAUAUCCGUGGUACCGCUCGUUGAUGUCUUUAGUGUCUAUUCUUUCUGUUGUCCCGCUUGAUGC